UUCUUGGUAUUUGCUGUGAAAACAUGUGCGUCUCUGUGUCACAUGGUCAUGUGUUCGAACAUCAGACGGUAUGACAUCCACCACCCCAGCACAUCAUCUGGGUUUUGUCGAUGCUCCCUUCACUGGCUACAGCAGUGACCCGACCCGCCUCCACCUGUCCACUGCUGCCUUAAAUGGACUCUGUUUCCUUCCUGGGAGCUUCAGUUGGUAGAGGAGGGAAGUCGAGGAGGAGUAAAGAAGAGUCAGAGGAGGAGAAGAGCAUCUCUCCACCAACCUCAAUCCACAUCCUCAGCAGAGCGUGUGUUCUUUACGCGCAGUCUUUUGCCGUAAAUAUUAAGUCUAUUCCCGAUCUUCGAACCGUCCGAAUCGUGACUUGCUGCUGGAUGAUUGUUUUUGUGGUUGAUUUCAUUUUUCAUUUUUCAUUUUAUUUUAUAAAUGUUUUUCCUGGUUAUGAAUCUUGGGUAUGAUCUGCGGCUCCGUCUCUCCUGUGUCGUUUCCACUUCAUUAUGGGAACUGCAGGAUCCAAAACGAAGAACCUGAGGAGUGACGCGAUUUCUUCUGUGGCCGCAAAAGUUCGGGCAGCCAGAGCCUUCGGAGAUUACCUGUCCAGUACAAACACAGACAACAACAACGGAGCAGAUCAAUUGUUAUCUGACACAUUUUCUGGUCAGGACAUUGAAUCUCCAGACGUUAGCCGUUUGCACAACAACAAUCUGCCGCCUCAGAACCGACCUCUACCUGCAGAAAAGCCCACCGAGUCUUCUUGCCUCUGUGCUUCAGCUCAAGCUCAGGUUCUGGGCAUCGGCCUGCAGGUCUCAGCUGCUGUUGGUCCCGCCAAACAUCACCUCUCAGUGGAGCAUAGCCUCUCUGCAGAAAACCCACCUCUUACCAAGGGCCUGGAGGGAAGUGUUGCACUGAAGCCCCCCAGGGUUUACACAAUCUCCAGAGAAGGAGCGAUGACCCUGGGUGGACGUGGCAGUGAGGAGAGCCUGGAGCUGGAGGUGAUGAGGAGCUCAACCAGGGAGCAGACUCUCUCUCAGUCCAACACCAACGACCAUGUACAACCUUCUUGUACCAGCCAACCGUCCUCCUCAGCUGCUCGGGUCAGCCAUCAUCGUAGCAGCCACCACCGCAGCAGCAGCAGCAGUCACCACCACAGCCACCAGCACAGUGCAGGAACGAUGUCCACAUCGCAGCCGCUGCAGAGUUCAGGCAGCACCAACAGUGUACGAGAAUGGGGGGUGAGGAGGGGUGGGUCCAGGGAGGAUUACAUCCCAGACUGUGUAGCCUGCAUAAGGGUCCCCUGUCAAAGUCAACGCUCGCUGGACCUGGAACUGUCAGCGAGAAGUGGAGAAAAGCCAAAGAAAAAACUGGAGAGAAUGAGCAGUGAGGAGAGAGCACUGACGGACCAUGAUGAGACACCUAAUAACUGGUUUCCUAAAGAGAACAUGUUCAGCUUUCAGACAGCCACCACCACCAUGCAGGCAAUAUCAAAUUUCCGUAAACAACUGAGGAUGGUUGGCAGCCGUCGGAUGAAGGUCCAGACCUUUGCUGAACGUCGAGCCAAGAGCUUCAGCCGCUCCUGGAGCGACCCCACCCCUGUCAAACCUGACUCCCUGCACGACUCCAGAGACAGUGGUGAUCUUCAGAGCUCCUCUGGUACCCUGGAUGAAGGCCUGGAUGAGGUUGAUGAUGAUGCUGAGUGGGAGGAGGAGAGAGAGCAGGAGAGGACAGCUUGUGAGGGAGAAGACUUUGUUCCACCCAAAAUCAUGUUAAUUUCCUCCAAAGUCCCUAAGGCGGAAUAUGUUCCUAACAUCAUCCGCAGGAAUGACCCCUCCAUUAUUCCCAUUCUUUAUGAUCACGAACACGCCACCUUCGAUGACAUCCUUGACGAGAUCGAGAAAAAACUGAAUGCCUAUAGGAAAGGCUGCAGAAUCUGGAACAUGCUCAUUUUCUGCCAGGGAGGACCAGGACAUCUGUACCUGCUGAAGAAUAAAGUGGCAACUUUUGCCAAAGUAGAGAAGGAAGAAGAUAUGAUCCAAUUCUGGCGUCGUCUAAGCAGACUGAUGAGUAAAGUGAACCCAGAACCAAAUCUGAUCCACAUCAUGGGCUGUUAUGUGCUGGGCAGUGCAAAUGGAGAAAAGCUGAUAGAGACUCUGAAGAGGCUGAUGAGACCUUCGUCAGUGGAAUUCAAGUCUCCGCUGGAACUCUCUGCACAAGGCAAAGAGAUGAUCGAGACAUACUUUGAUUUCCGCCUGUUCCGCCUCUGGAAAAGUCGUCAGCACUCCAAGCUGCUGGACUAUGAGGACCUGCUGUGACCUCCUCUGUUGUCUUACCAUUGGCCUGUUGGUCGGUCAUCUCCUGCCUAAACCAACUGUUGUUUUUUUAAACGACGUGGUGUUUUUGGCUCUAGGCUAAACUCAUUAGCUGUGAAGCAGUAAUGGUGAGUUUGGAGCAGCAGCAGCAGCCGCAGCUGCAUCUGCAGCUGCAGCAUCAUGCUGAUUUUCCUCCUGCAGACUGAGCCAGUGGUGAACUCUUUUGGCUUUGUCUCUUUCCACUCUGUCCAUCUUCUGAGAAAAGAUGAAGAAUAAGGACAUGAAGACCGGAGGAGCAGCAGAGAACUCAUCAUAUUUGUCCUAGAUGUGUCUGAGAUCUAGCCUUAGAAUCAGGUUCAGACGAGUUCUCGGCUGAAUACGAGACUUUCACGGCUCUAGCUGGAGUCUGGCUGAGAAGAGAUGUUUAUUAAUGUGAGAUUUGAGUCACUUCUCUGUCUGCCAUUUCUGGAGGGCAAUUCAAACAGGAUGGGAGCGUUUUUCCUGUCACCCGUGGAGGCUUUUAGAGAUUAUGUGUAAAUAAAGUUUACUUAGUUAAACAUUAGAGAAAAUCUUUCCAGAAUUCUCUAUCUUACUCUUGAUAUUGAAUUAAUCUAAUUAACAGAAAUAGAUCUAUUUAAAGCUCUUUUAAGACCAUGUUUAUUCUUCUAGUCUUAUUUCAUACAGACUGUUGUAUGAACUCAGGUGAUUCUUUCUCCUCUAAUUCUCUGAAUUUUAACUGGAUUAGGAUUAUUACAGAUUUGUCAGGGAUGUCACACCACUUCAACAUUUCCAUUGGUUUUAAAUUACGCCCGUACAUCCUGAUGAUGAGCAGGUUCUUCGUGUUAACUGCCUGACCACUUUUGGGUCCAUCCCAGUUAUUCUUGUAGCAUUUAUUUCUGCCUUUCUCUUAGAUGGAGGCAAAAUGAGAAAUUUGAGAUUUAAAUAAAUUGUCAGUGACAUGCAGGAACAAUAAUGUAGUUAAACCUUUAUUGAUUUGUACUUUUUGGUACUGGGCGUUUAGGAAUUUGAAUGUAAAAAGAACAACUAGAACAUGUCUGUUUUAGGUCAAACUACAUUAGAACAUUGUGGUGUUAUUCCUAUCAAGUCACAGUACAGCCAGAGAGUUGACACCUCUGCCUAUUAUCACGUUGUGAUAAUAUUAUCAUAUUGUGUUCUUAACCGACAUCAGUGAACUCUUUGAAACACAGUACUUGAUGUGACAACACAGAGAUAGUCUGCGUGUCUUUUCAAUAACAACAUUUAUUUAGGGCUUUUUAGGUCAUAGUAGUGAAUUGAUGUGAGUCGUCAAAGAGUCACGCAGCAAAAUGGAAUCCUCUGUAGGAGCAAAGUCAUACAGUGUGUUUUACUCUGUCUAAGCCAUAGAAUCAGGAUUUAUUUGUGCUGUAACAAAUAGAAAACAGAGUAAAUUCUUAACCUGUAUUUAAUGUAAGCCAUUCAGUUUUUAAUACCUUUGUAUCAGAGUUAAUUUUGACAUAGCUUUGUUAUAUUGAUAUUGACUGAUACAGUUAAUCAUGAUGUACUAGCUACACACUGUAUCUGUCUGAUUUAAACUAACCAUAAAGCUAGUGGAGCUUUGUGUAUAGUGUAUUUUAUUUAGAGUCACUACACUGUAGCUGGUUUAAGCCAAACUGCCUUUUUGUACAGUGUCUGAACUGACAGGUAGAAUAGAAUGAGUUAGAGAAAAAGACUAGAAAACAUCAGCUUAAAGUUUCAUUGUCUCCUAGUGGUUGAAGAGUAGACUGCAGAUUAAUGAAUGUAAUCAAUAGGUAUGAAAGCCAUGACAAAAAUGUAGCAAAGAACUAAGAGCUGUCCUCCAGAUUCUACUGUUUAUAAAGUGACAUCAUUAAUAGUGUGAAUAAUGUUUAGAGGAAAAUUACUUGUACGUAUCAAACACUGGAUGGACAGAUAAAAUGUAUUUAUCAUGAAGCAUUUCUUCUUCAUUUAUCCACAUAUGUCUGACUAGUGGUUACACAGGAUCUCUCCACUAUUAAAUCUCAUUAUUUAUGCUUCGUACUUACUGGACCAUGUGACUCUGGACGAUAGAAAAGAUCCAAACUUUUUUUUUAAACUGUAUGUCAACUGAUUAUUAUAAAUAAAAUAAAGUAGAUAAUGAACUGAAGUAGACAAAGGAAAAUGAAUUAACAUUAGCUUGGCUUAGCUUAGCAACAUUUAUCCUGUUUAUUCUCCAUAUAAAACCUGUGUGUAUCAUUGAAAGUGAAUUGUUAUCUGUCUUGAUGUUCAAUGAUGUUCAUUCUCUAACCAUGUUAUACUGAUCAUUAUUUGUGAAAUAUCAGAGUUUGUCAAAUUAAUUUGGAUAACGUGUGUUCUAUCCUUGUGAACAGCUGCAAAGACCUGGCUUCCUGUCACUCAAAAUGUAGAUUAUUUUAUUUAAAAUAAUCAUUUAAUUUAGUAAGAUUCUGAAGCUACAAGUAUAUUUUAACUAUUGGAACAAAUACAAAUAAGUACAGACAGUAGAAGGAAAAAGUAAACUUACAACACAUGGAGUUAUAGACAUUGUUUGUAUUUAUUGUAAUUAGAACUAAUACCAGGUUAUGUGGUUUGUUUCUUCCAUAAGAACUAAGUAGAUUUUUAAAUUGUACCAGGAACUACACAUAGUUACAGUGAAAGGUUUAUUUUAACUGUACAACCUAGUAGAACAAAAAAGCCAAAAGAAAAAGAAGAAGAACAUAGAGUUUUGGUCAGAGCGGAGAAUAGCGCCCCGAAAAGUUGUCAGAAAUGGCCAUGGCUUCUUACCACAACCAUUCAUCAAAAAUACUUAACACUUAACCCCUGAACUGAGCAUGAAAAUAGCAUGAAUACUUUCAUGCUCAGUUUUACUCAGUGAUUCCAUCUUUUACAGUAGUGGCUCUGUGGAUGAUUCACAGAGUGAACAGGGUUUGUGGUACAGAAGAGUGCAGCAGUGGCUUUGCUGCUUUAUAUUCUGAAUGGGUCCAGUUUUACAACACUAACAACUGAUGCAGCUCCGUCACAGCUCAGUCAAUCCCUGACUAAAGCUAAUCAUCCCACGCCAAUUCAGAAGUUGUAAAUGGACGUGGAGUCGAUAUAUUUAAUCCUGCUGCUGCUUUGUGGAAUUCAGCAGCAGCCUGUGUUACACUGGGUCGUGUCAUAAGAACACACAGAUCCAUACUUUCUCCUUUAGCCUGUUCAGCUGACACUCACUGCCACGACUAAAAAAAUGCUAACACACACAUACAAAUUUAUCAUCAUAGUUAUAAUGGUGUAUUACAUAAUACUAAAGCCAAAUUGAUUGAUUGCACAGCCUGACUACAGAGGUAUGGACAAAGUUGGAGUGGCAGAAAAGUAUGUGAGGUUUGUGCAGGACAUGAAUAAGGCCAGUGAGACAGCAGUUGGUAGGUAGGGGUGGGGGAUACAAAGAUCAACUCGGAGCCUAAUUUUAGGGGGUGACAGGUUGACAGGUCAAAUACUUUAAGAAAAUACGAUAAUAACAUACUGCUUCAGCCUAGUUUAUAUUAUUUGUAAUUUUUGUCAAAUCUGACUGUCUGUAUUUAUUGUGAUUGUUUUACGUCUAUUUCACCUGUAACUAAGUAAUGGUGUUUAAGGGCUUAGUAUUUAGUAAAGCUCUAUAUAAAGUGUUCCUCCUAUUACUAGCCUCUAAUGAAAGCGUUACACAGUCAAGCUUUUUGUCAUGAAGUUCAAAGCAAACAGGCAGCACAGUUUGACCUGACUAGAAAACUUAAUAAAUGUUCUAUUUGUUGAGAACCAUUAAACAAGU
This is a messenger RNA of Cynoglossus semilaevis (tongue sole), 6090 nucleotides long. RefSeq names its product NMDA receptor synaptonuclear signaling and neuronal migration factor b (gene nsmfb). Gene Ontology annotation, biological process: regulation of neuronal synaptic plasticity; regulation of neuron migration. The transcript is spliced from 15 exons. Lineage: Eukaryota; Metazoa; Chordata; Actinopteri; Pleuronectiformes; Cynoglossidae. The coding region runs from base 507 to 2318 and encodes 603 amino acids. The record is from RefSeq and is a predicted model, not a curated record.